This is a messenger RNA of Trichoderma asperellum CBS 433.97, 530 nucleotides long. The record is from RefSeq and is a predicted model, not a curated record. Lineage: Eukaryota; Fungi; Ascomycota; Sordariomycetes; Hypocreales; Hypocreaceae.
UUUCGCGAGAUUACGUCAUCAAUAUGCCAGCUGGAGUUCUAUAACGCGUGGGUGAACGAUAUGCUGCCCUUCUAUAAGCAAUUCGACGACCUCCGUGACGAGUCGAGCCCGGUGAAUUACCGCAUGGUGAGCGACUUGACGCUAUAGGAAGGGCUCGGCAAAUUUAUAGAGAACGCACUCCGAAAUUCCUAAGAAGAUCAAGAGCGUGUUUGCUGUUAGGGAUAGCUGUGUGAAAUAUGUUAAAUACGAUAACCAAGUUCAUACAUGGCUACAUAACACGGCAUCUUUGCGAUAGGCGUUACCGUAUGGCCAGAGUCUAUGGAGUUUCACGGGCCGACAAUGCUGUCAGUGUCACAUUCAGCCAAUAUUUUGAAGGGGGCUAUAAGAUUGGCUCGAUCGAUCCAGCAGAGUGGACAGAACCCACGUUCCUAGAGCUAGUCAGGAAGCAGAAUCAGCGUCAGAGUCUAUUGAUGGUGAAGAGUCUUCAGCUGCCGAGCAUGGAUGUCACCAAAAGCCUCCCGGUAGUCCAG